AUGAUACUGAAGAGGUUGAUCCACUUUGACGCUGUGAAUAUCGACGAUGAUGUGGAUUUACGUCGGCUGCAACGAAAUGUGGCUUUUCGAGGUGAGAGCGAAUUUUAUGUAGUGGAAGUACCACAAGAACCAAACACAACAAACGAAAAGUUGUGCGAAAUGGAUUUUAUCAAGUACCGGGAAAAAUAUCCAGAAGGUUCAGCUAUAAUGCCCAAUGAGAAUCGGAGGAAACGAUGCAGCAGUUCGCCACGAAAAUAUGAUUUUUUU
Gongylonema pulchrum is the source of this 267-nucleotide messenger RNA. The record is from the annotation of a GenBank genome assembly. NCBI's taxonomy places the organism in Eukaryota, Metazoa, Nematoda, Chromadorea, Rhabditida, Gongylonematidae.